This is a messenger RNA of Megalops cyprinoides (Indo-Pacific tarpon), 1321 nucleotides long. RefSeq names its product RNA binding motif protein 7 (gene rbm7). Gene Ontology annotation, biological process: regulation of alternative mRNA splicing, via spliceosome. The transcript has 5 exons. Lineage: Eukaryota; Metazoa; Chordata; Actinopteri; Elopiformes; Megalopidae. The record is from RefSeq and is a predicted model, not a curated record. Gene Ontology annotation, cellular component: nucleus. Gene Ontology annotation, molecular function: single-stranded RNA binding. The coding region runs from base 100 to 903 and encodes 267 amino acids.
AGCUACGUAGCAGCAAGGACUUGUUGGACGUUCUCUCGCUUACUUUCAUGGUUCAUUUCAGGUUAUUGUAACCACGCUGUAAUAUUCAGAAAUCACGAAAUGGGAAUAAGCGAUGAAGCGGACAGAUCACUUUUUGUUGGAAAUCUGGAUCCAAAAGUGACGGAAGAGCUCCUGUUUGAGCUGUUUUUACAGGCUGGCCCUUUGAUUAAAGUAAGAAUCCCGAAGGACAGUGAUGGAAAACCCAAACAUUUUGGAUUUGUGAAUUUCAAGCACGAAGUCUCGGUUCUGUAUGCAAUGAAUCUGUUCAAUGGAACUAGGCUAUUUGGAAGACCUCUUAAAAUACAGUUUAGAUCAGGAAGCAGCCAUUUAAAUGCUGAUGGAAGCAGUCCAGGAAAUGCUCAGAUGCCCAGCCCUGUGAAUUUGCCCACUCAGAGGGGCAGCAGAUAUGAUAGGGCAGUGGACCAAAUGAGCUCUCCAUCCUGCUCGCCCCCGCAGCUGCUUCAGAGGUCCUUCUCAUCGCCAGACAACCUGCAGAGACAAGUCCUGAUGAACAACAUGUGGCAGCUACAACAGCAGAAUAGCGGCAUGCCUGUGGGGUUUCACCACCACCAGGGGUCACAGCUUUAUGUGCAGGGUGGUGGUGGUGGCAGUGGCAACCUUUCCUACAGCAGCCCCUGGCAACAGGACAGCCUGCAGCAGAGAGGCCAUCGUCACCCCUACCAGCAGGAAAGCGGAAGCUACCGCAGCAGGGACCAGCGCUUCUCAGACACUGGUUCAGACCGGCACAACCGUGGCCAGAGGGGUGAACACUAUCACCUUGAUGACAGGAGUGGCAGCCGCAGCAGAGACUACCAGGAGAAGAGUCGGGAUGGUUCCAGGGAGGGGCGUUGGCGGAGAUACUGAAAUACUGUUGGGGUGUGGUGGAAAGGGUCAAUUGGUUUUGUUAAACUUUUCUUUUAAGUAUUUUAUAAAUUUUUAUAAUCUUUUUUUCCACAGUGGAUGUUUUGUACAGGUUAUGCCACUAUAUCAUGUCUCAACAAUCUCUGUUGGAGGUGUUUCUCCAGUAGACCAUUGUCCAAGAUUUUGAAUAGCAUUAGGAUGGUGUAGUGUAUAACACUUUUAGGGUAGUUUUAGUGCCUGAGAAGCUGAAAACCUCUCCUAUCACAGGUUAUCAUCCUCCUAAUAAAAACUGUUUUAGGCAGGGACUUUUCCAUAUGCAUCUUUAAUAUGGCUCAUUACUAAGGAGGUGGUUAAGCAUUUGUCCUAUGAAAAAUAUGUUGUGAAAUGUUUGAAAAGGUUUUAUUGUUGUAUGGAUUUUGUG